AUGGGGAUGAUCCGUCCCCGGCGAAGCCGCCGCCCCCGCCCGCGCCGCUGCCCGCCCCGCAGCCCGCCCCUCAACCCUCGCCAUGACGCCCUGCUGACCUACUUGGCGGGAGGGCCCCCUCCAGAAAACCUGCUGCCUAUGCUUCCAGGCGCGGGGCCUGCGCCUCAGGCCCCGGCUCCCGAGCCCCCAGCCGCGGCUCCCGAGCCUCCAGCGGGGCCCGGGCCGCUCUCGCUCGUGCGCCAGAACUACCACGCCCACUGCGAGGCCGCCAUCAACAAGCAGAUCAACCUGGAGCUCUACGCCUCCUACGUGUACCUGUCCAUCGCCUUCUAUUUCGACCGCCAGGACACCGCCCUGAAGCACUUCGCCAGCUUCUUCCUGUGGCAGUCCCGGGAGGAGAGGGAGCAGGCCCAGGCGCUCAUGAAGCUGCAGAACCAGCGUGGCGGUCGCCUGCGCCUGCGCGAUGUCAGGAGGCCUGAUCGCAGCCAGUGGGAGAGCGGCCUGAGGGCCAUGAAGAGCGCCUUGCACGUGGAGAGGGUCGUCAACCAGAGCCUGCAAGGCCUGUUCCAGCUGGCCUCCACCCGGAGCGACGCGCACCUGUGCGACUUCCUGGGGCGCCACCACCUCCGCCAGGAUGUGAAGUUCAUCAACCGCUUCGGCGCCAACAUCGUCGAGCUGCGUCGGCUGGGGGCCCCCGAAUCCAGCCUGGCCGAGUACCUCUUCGACAAGCUCGCCCUGGGCGCCAGCGCGAAGCCCUGA
Molecule: messenger RNA, 759 nt
Organism: Molossus molossus (Pallas's mastiff bat)
Lineage: Eukaryota; Metazoa; Chordata; Mammalia; Chiroptera; Molossidae
Product: ferritin heavy chain-like
Exons: 1
Coding region: 1-759 (252 amino acids)
Biological process (GO): intracellular iron ion homeostasis; iron ion transport
Cellular component (GO): cytoplasm
Molecular function (GO): ferrous iron binding; ferric iron binding
Source: RefSeq, a predicted model, not a curated record